AUGGCCGACGACAAGAAGUCCGACUACACCAUUGAGAUGGGCAGCAUGGGCAAGGACGCAGGCAACAAAGAGUUCGAAGCCGCGCCGCCUCCAACUCCCUCUCCUCGCGCCAGUCCCAGCGCCAUGUCCAACAACCCCGCCCUGCCCGUGUUGGCCUACUGCGGUUCAUCCAUUAUGAUGACCGUUAUGAACAAGUACGUCUUGUCGGGCCUAGACUUCAACUUGAACUUCCUCUUGCUUUGCGUUCAGUCUCUUGUGUGCAUUGCGGCAAUUCAAACCUGCAAGUCCAUGGGGCUUAUCACAUACCGUGAUUUCAGUGCCGACGAGGCGAGAAAGUGGUUCCCCAUUACGCUACUCCUGAUCGGCAUGAUCUACACUGGAUCCAAGGCCCUCCAGUUCCUCUCUAUUCCCGUUUAUACCAUCUUCAAGAACUUGACCAUCAUCCUGAUUGCCUAUGGAGAGGUCCUUUGGUUCGGUGGCUCCGUCACCAACCUGACCCUGUUCUCUUUCGGUCUGAUGGUUUUCAGCUCUCUCAUCGCCGCUUGGGCUGAUAUCAAGCACGCCGUUGAGAGCACCGGUGACACCUCCAGCAAGGUCUCCACCUUGAACGCCGGAUACGUUUGGAUGUUGAUUAACUGCCUCUGCACCUCGUCUUAUGUCCUGGGCAUGCGCAAGCGCAUCAAGUUGACCAACUUCAAGGACUUCGACACCAUGUUCUACAACAACCUUCUCUCUAUCCCCGUCCUGAUCGUGGCCACUCUCCUUCUCGAGGACUGGUCCUCCGCCAACCUCGCCCGCAACUUCCCCGAAUCCAACCGCGACGGCAUCUUCUUCGCCAUGGUCCUCUCCGGUGCCUCCUCCGUCUUCAUCUCCUACACCUCCGCCUGGUGUGUCCGAACCACCUCCUCCACCACCUACUCCAUGGUCGGCGCCCUGAACAAGCUGCCAAUUGCCAUCUCUGGCCUCGUCUUCUUCGACGCCCCCGUCACUUUCCCCAGUGUCUCAGCCAUCGCCGUCGGCUUCGUCAGCGGUAUCGUCUACGCUGUCGCCAAGAUCAAGCAGAACUCCAAGCCCAAGACUGGCGUUCUGCCCACUCCCGUCAGCGCCAGCAGCCAAAGCAUGAGAGACUCGCUGCGCUCUUGA
Penicillium brevicompactum is the source of this 1143-nucleotide messenger RNA. It is a transcript of the gene gmtA, whose product is annotated as GDP-mannose transporter. Gene Ontology annotation, biological process: transmembrane transport. The record is from RefSeq and is a predicted model, not a curated record. Lineage: Eukaryota; Fungi; Ascomycota; Eurotiomycetes; Eurotiales; Aspergillaceae. Gene Ontology annotation, molecular function: GDP-mannose transmembrane transporter activity; antiporter activity. Gene Ontology annotation, cellular component: Golgi apparatus. The coding region runs from base 1 to 1143 and encodes 380 amino acids. The transcript has 4 exons.